GCGUCAGCGCAAGAUGGCGGCCUCGGCGGCGCUGUUCUCGCGCUUGCGGAGCGGGCUCCGGCUCGGCGCGCGGGGGCUGUGCACGCGGUUGGCGACGCCGCCCCCCGGGGCUCCAGACCAGGCUGCUGCGGAAAUUGGGAGCCGCGGGGGAUCCAAGGCCCCCGGACCACAGCAGCAGCCGCCAGGCUCCGAGGGCCCCAGCUAUGCCAAGAAAGUCGCGCUCUGGCUUGCUGGGCUGCUUGGGGCCGGCGGGACCGUGAGCAUCGUCUACAUCUUCGGAAACAACCCUGUGGAUGAAAACGGUGCCAAGAUUCCUGAUGAGUUCGACAAUGAUCCGAUUUUGGUACAGCAGUUGCGCCGGACCUACAAAUAUUUCAAGGACUAUAGACAGAUGAUCAUCGAGCCCACCAGCCCCUGCCUCCUGCCAGACCCUCUGCGGGAACCGUACUACCAGCCGCCCUACACGCUCGUCCUGGAGCUCACUGGCGUCCUCUUGCACCCUGAGUGGUCGCUGGCCACAGGCUGGAGGUUUAAGAAGCGCCCGGGCAUCGAGACGCUGUUCCAGCAGCUCGCCCCUUUGUAUGAAAUCGUCAUCUUCACGUCAGAGACCGGCAUGACUGCGUUCCCGCUCAUCGACAGCGUGGACCCCCACGGCUUCAUCUCCUACCGCCUGUUCCGGGAUGCCACACGAUACAUGGAUGGGCACCACGUGAAGGACAUUUCCUGUCUGAAUCGGGACCCAGCCCGCGUGGUGGUUGUGGACUGCAAGAAAGAAGCCUUCCGCCUACAGCCGUACAACGGUGUCGCCCUGCGGCCCUGGGAUGGCAACUCCGAUGACCGGGUCUUGUUGGACCUCUCUGCCUUUCUCAAGACCAUCGCCCUGAACGGCGUGGAGGACGUGCGCACCGUGCUGGAGCACUACGCCCUGGAGGACGACCCCCUGGAGGCUUUCAAACAGCGCCAGAGCCGGCUAGAGCAGGAGGAACAGCAGCGCAUGGCCGAGCUCUCCAAGUCCAACAAGCAGAACCUCUUCUUCGGCUCUCUCACCAGCCGCCUGUGGCCUCGCUCCAAACAGCCCUGACCUCUGGGCUCAUCAGACUCAGUGCCUGGCUCUGGGCCCCAAGGUCUCGCAGACCACGGCUUGGGCAGCCACGUGUCCAAUAAAAUGCAUCGCAGACGCCACA
Molecule: messenger RNA, 1184 nt
Organism: Lepus europaeus (European hare)
Lineage: Eukaryota; Metazoa; Chordata; Mammalia; Lagomorpha; Leporidae
Gene: TIMM50
Product: translocase of inner mitochondrial membrane 50
Exons: 11
Coding region: 14-1081 (355 amino acids)
Molecular function (GO): phosphoprotein phosphatase activity
Source: RefSeq, a predicted model, not a curated record